AGCUUUCUCUUGUUCAUAGCUAUUCCUACUUCACUUUAAUGCUUUAGUUUCUAGCAUUGAUCACUCCUAAAUACUUGUUGCAUUUCUCUACUGCUUAUGCUUGACACUUUGUCAUUUAACAUGGAACUUAAUUUUAAGCACCAACUUGGCCUUCUCUGUGUCACACUGCUGUUACCUGUCCUGUGUACCUCUCAGGACUCUUUUACUUGCUCCAGAGCAACCUAUUAUGGUAGCCCAGAUUGUUAUGGAAAUCCAAGGGGAGCUUGUGGCUUUGGUGAAUAUGGAAAAACGGUAAACGAUGGCAAUGUCGCAGGCGUGUCUUGGCUUUGGAAGAAUGGAUCUGGCUGUGGAGCAUGUUAUCAGGUUAGGUGCAAAAUACCACAAUUCUGCGAUGACUAUGGAGCAUACGUGGUGGUGACAGAUUAUGGUGAGGGAGACAGAACAGACUUUAUAAUGAGUCCACGUGCCUACUCAAGAUUAGGGAGAAACGCAGAUGCAUCAGCAGAACUGUUUAAAUACGGUGUAGUGGAUGUAGAAUACAGAAGGGUCCCUUGUAGAUACGGUGGCAAUAACCUCUUGGUUAAAGUCAAUGAGCACAGCAGAAACCCUCACUACUUGGCCAUUCUCAUUCUUUAUGUUGGUGGAACUUACGACGUAACUGCUGUUGAGUUGUGGCAGGAAGACUGCCAAGAGUGGAGGCGAAUGCGCAGGGCUUUUGGUACUGUGUUUGACGCUGAGAACCCGCCAAGGGGUGACAUCAAGCUGAGGUUUCAACUGAGUGGUAAUGCAGAGCAGUAUUGGGUGCAAUCGAAGAAUGUUAUCUCUAGUGAUUGGGAGGCUGGGGCUGUGUAUGACUCAGAAAUUCAGCUUGGUUAAAAUGAAAAAGCACUUUCUGAUCCCAGGAAUAUAGAUAGUGACUAGAUUACCAGUGUUUUAUUGUUUAUGGUUUGUGUCAUUCUAAGAAUGUUCCUGUGUGUGAAUGGAUCCAGUGCUCUUUGUAUUGGGGACUAAAACUGUGGGGAUUCAUAUUCUUGAGAUAUGGAUCAUCACAGAAUAUGAAUAAAUAAAAGAUACGCUUUCACUA
Messenger RNA from Cajanus cajan (pigeon pea), 1084 nucleotides. RefSeq names its product expansin-like B1. Lineage: Eukaryota; Viridiplantae; Streptophyta; Magnoliopsida; Fabales; Fabaceae. The record is from RefSeq and is a predicted model, not a curated record. Gene Ontology annotation, cellular component: extracellular region.